Molecule: messenger RNA, 1937 nt
Organism: Pteropus alecto (black flying fox)
Lineage: Eukaryota; Metazoa; Chordata; Mammalia; Chiroptera; Pteropodidae
Gene: GINM1
Product: glycoprotein integral membrane 1
Exons: 8
Coding region: 56-1051 (331 amino acids)
Source: RefSeq, a predicted model, not a curated record
GGUCCACCCUCCGGGUCCGGCAGGUCCUCCCCGCACCGCCGCCGGCCAGUCCAAGAUGGAGGGCGCUCCGGUGGCGCCGCUCGCCCUCCGGCUCUUCUUGCUUGCGGCGCUGCCGGCCACCGGCUGGCUGAAGACAGGCACCUUUGAGCCGCCACCGCCACCUCGAGCCCCGAAGGACAGCGUUAGAGUUAAUGUAACUACCCUGAAAGAUGAUGGGGAGGUAUCUAAAGAACAGGUUGUUCUUAACAUAACCUAUGAGAGUGGACAGGUAUAUGUAAAUGACUUCCCUGUAAAUAAUGGUGUAACCCGAAUAAGCUGUCAGACUUUGAUAGUGAAGAAUGAAAAUCUGGAAAAUUUGGAGGAAAAAGAAUACUUUGGAAUUGUCAGUGUGAGAAUUUUAGUUCACGAGUGGCCUAUGACGUCUGGUUCCAGUUUGCAACUAAUUGUCAUACAAGAAGAGGUAGUAGAGAUUGAUGGAAAACAGGCUCAACAAAAGGAUAUUACCGAAAUUGAUAUAUUAGUUAAGAACCAGGGAAUACUGAGGCAUUCAAACUACACCCUACCUUUGGAAGAAAGCAUGCUGUACUCCAUUUCCCGAGAUGAUGACGUUUUAUUUACCCUUCCCAACCUCUCUAAAAAAGUAGAAAGCGCUAGUUCAUUGCAGACCACCAGCCAGUAUCUUAUCAGAAACGUGGAAACCACUGUAGACGAAGAUGCUUUACCUGGUAAAUUACCUGAAACUCCUCUUAGAGCAGAGCCUCCAUCGUCAUAUAAGGUGAUGUGUCAGUGGAUGGAAAAGUUCAGAAAAGAUCUGUGUAGGUUCUGGAGCAGUAUUUUCCCAGUCUUCUUUAUGUUUUUGAACGUCAUGGUGGUUGGAAUUAUAGGAGCGGCUGUGAUAAUAACCAUCUUAAAGGUGCUUUUCCCAGUUUGUGAAUAUAAAGGAAUUCUUCAGUUGGAUAAAGUUAAUGUUAUACCUGUGACAGCUAUCAACUUCUAUCCAGAUGGUCCCAAGAAAACAGCAGAAAGCCUUAAAGAUAAAACAUGUAUUUGAAACACCAGCUCAAAUCAUGGACUCUGAAUUAGUGUAUUGGCUCUAAAUUUGCCACUUGAAUGUAAGUUUCUUUAAAUCAUUAAGAAUCAGUUUACACUAGAGAAAUUACUCAACUCCUAAAGCUACCUAAAACUUGGCCUUUAAAAUGACUGGUUAAAGUUCACCUUAAGAGGGCUUGUUAUUCAGAUGAUGACUUGUUAAGGAAAAUUUAAACAGUGGAAGAGAAGACAUGUGAAGAAACUUUGAAAUUACCAAAAAGAAAAAAAAAGGCAAGACAAAAUGCCAUGUGCCAAUACUUUUCAAGGUGCCUUUGUUAAGGAAAUUAUAUCCACUAAAUUACUGUAAUAUAUAUAAGACUUUGUGAAGAGCACUUUAUGAAAUUCUAAUUUAAAAGCUCAAGAACUUAACACUUAUUUUUUUAUUCAGUCAAAUGUGCCUUUAUGUGACUCAGCAUGAAUCACUGAAGUGUAUCAUGAUUUGAUUAUGUCCUGUACCAAGACCACAUACCUUGAAUGCACCAGGAUUUCAAGAUAGUAGUGACAUGUUCUCACUCUAAAAUAAACUUUUUUUGAGGAAAAAUUACAGUCUUUGGUAUAAAAACUGUUCCAAGGUGAUAAUGACGCCUAUAUAAUAGUUCCUUUUGUACCCUGGCUGAAACCAAGGCUCAAGUCAGUUAAUGAGGCCAUCGAUAUCAUGAGAUUAGAAUGUACCGUUUCUUAUGGUUCCAAGUUUAGUGCUGUUUACCCUACAACAGUGUUUGGCCUUUUUUUAACCAUUGCCCGUAUUGACAUGUAUUUUAUGGUGUGAUCUAGUACAUGCAAUACUUAUCUUUACUCCAUGUGAUACUUUCUAUUCUAUUAAUAAAACUUUUGAUUGUAAGCCAUCA